Vicia villosa (hairy vetch) is the source of this 1104-nucleotide messenger RNA. RefSeq lists its product as uncharacterized. Gene Ontology annotation, molecular function: zinc ion binding; nucleic acid binding. Bases 1 to 1104 code for a protein of 367 amino acids. Lineage: Eukaryota; Viridiplantae; Streptophyta; Magnoliopsida; Fabales; Fabaceae. The transcript is spliced from 6 exons. The record is from RefSeq and is a predicted model, not a curated record.
AUGGCUGGACGUAAUGACGCCGCUAUUGCUGCUGCAUUGGAAGCUAUGGCUGAGGCUAUGCAUACAGAUGAGAAUGCGAGGUCUCGGAGUUUGGCGACCUUUCAGAGAGAGAAUCCUCCUGUGUUCAAAGGAACACAUGAUCCUGAAGGAGCCUUGACUUGGAUGAAGGAAGUGGAAAGGAUCUUUCGUGUGAUGGACUGCACGCAAGAACAGAAGGUCAGGUUAGAAGCCGCGGGUGAAGAGAUUUCAUGGGCGGUGUUCAAAAGGGAAUUUUUAAGGAAGUAUUACCCGGAGGAUGUCCGUGGGAAGAAAGAGACGGAAUUUUUGGCGUUGGUUCAAGGCAACAGGUCGGUGUCUGAGUAUGCGAAAGCGGUAGGAUAUCAGAAGAUUCGGGUGUUUCCAGAUUUGGUGGAUAGCUGUAGGAUCUUUGAUGAAGACAACAAUGCUCAUUAUAAAGUUAUUAAUGAGAAGAGAAACAAGGGUCCACAUAAUAGAGGGAAACCGUAUGAUAGAGGAAAGGCUGAUGUCUGCACCGACGAUGUGAGGAAGUGUUACAAGUGUGGAAGGGUACGACAUAUAUCGCCUGAUUGCACGUUUAACGGGGUGGUAUGUUUUCAUUGUGGUGAAGAGGGACACAUGAGUGCAGCUGAUUGUGUUAGAAGAUUAGGUCUUGUUUUGUCUGAUUUGGGUGGUGAAAUGGUUAUCGAUUUACCAGCAAUGGGGUCGGUGACUACUUCUCUAGUUUGUGAGAAUUGUCCUGUAUCGAUCUUUAGUAAGGACUUUACUGUUGAUUUGAUUUGUUUGCCGAUGCACGAGUUAAACGUGGUUCUGGGAAUGGACUGGUUGAUGAGUAAUCGUGUCCAUAUAGAUUGUUAUCAGAAGUUGGUGAGAUUUCCAUUUCUUGAGAGAGAUGCGGAAGUUGGUGUCUUAUCUACCAAAGAGUUGAAUUUACUGUUGGCAGAUGGGGCGCAUUUGUUUGGGUUGUUUGCAUCUUUGACUGUGGAGAGUCGAGCUGCAGUUGGGGAUUUUCCGGUUGUUUGUGAAUUUCCUGAGGUGUUUCCUGAAGAUUUUUCUGAUGUGCCGCCGAAGAGAGAGGAAAAAUAG